UAAUGAGACAUAAAAGUCAGAAAUGGUUAUAAGAAAAAUAAAUAUAAAACGUUUACUAAUAUCUAAUUUAAUGAAUUAUCAGAUUCAAGCAGUUUCUCACCAUAUGCUGUUAGCAAGCUUACUGACCAAAUUCUGCAGGUUAGAACCCCUCCACCAGAUUCCAACAAAGGCUUCCUUUGUUGUUUCAGGUGCAUUGAAUGUAAUGGGAAGGGAGAGAGAAAGGGGGGUGCCUUGGGGUAUUUGUCCAUCCCUUUUAUAGUUUCAGUCCCUCUCUUGGGAGUCAUUUCCAGCUGGGCACCAGGAGCAGUGUUCCCACCAAGAAACAAUCAAGUGCCGCACACUGAUUAGCAGAGCCGCGCGCAUCCGGCACGUGUUCAGGUGCGCCUUCCCCUGCUGCUCCGCAGCUGCACUGCUCCUGCUCUCUGCCUUGGAGCCAUCUGAUCCACCAGUUGAUUCCAGGACCCUGCUGCUGGCUGAGCAGAGCAGGGGAGCGGGGGAGAGAGGUGCUGACGUCAGGGUUUUCCCUUCUCCUCACUUCCCUCUGCCUGUGUACCCCAUUUCUGCAGAGCUCGGGAGGAGGGACAGGGCUCAGGAGCAGGACGGAGCUGCUAUGGUCUGAACGAGGCUUCGGAUGAGAAUGGGAUGGGGGCUGACAAUGAGGAGGCCGGGCUAGCUCAGAACGCUCCUAAGACCGUGGAUUCUCUCAUGGCAUUAACAGAAAGAUUCAGAGAGAGUGAUUCCCAGGGUCCUGGCAAAGAGGAUUCCUCUGGGAGUCCGAGCGGGACACAGUGGCAGCAGGGGGACACUGUAGGGAAGAGACAGAGUAAAUCUGACUGGGGCCAGCCAAAGAGCCAACCAAGAGAGAAGCCCCAUCAGUGUCCUCAAUGUGGAAAAAGAUUUGGACACAGUUCACACCUUAUUACCCACUGGAGAGUCCAUACAGGAGAGACGCCCCAUCAAUGUGCCGAAUGUGGGAAGAGGUUCAAGCACAGGUCCUCCCUCAAUACACACCAGAGAGUGCACACAGGAGAGAGGCCCCACCAGUGUCUUGAGUGCGGGAAGAGCUUCCGGCACAGCUCCCACCUGAUCACACACCGGAGAGUCCACACAGGAGAGAAGCCCCAUCAAUGUGCUGAGUGUGGGAGGAGAUUCCGGCACAGCUCUUCCCUUAAUACGCACCGGAGAGUGCACAUGGGAGAGAAACCCCAUCAGUGUGCUGAGUGUGGGAGGAGAUUCCGGCAGAGCUCGCACCUGAUCACCCACCAGCGGGUCCACACUGGAGAGAGACCCUACCAGUGCGCUGAAUGCGGGAAAACCUUUGCUGGCCACUCCGCGUUUGCCACCCACCAGUGGAUCCACACCGGAGAGAAGUCCCAUGCGUGCGCCGAGUGUGGGAAGCGGUUCCGGCACAGCUCCUCCCUCCAUGCCCAUCGCAGAGUGCACACUGGAGAGAAACCCCAUCAAUGCACUGAGUGCGGGAGGCGAUUCCGGCAGAACUCACACUUAAUCGCGCACCGGAGGGUCCACAUGGGGGAGAGCCCCUUCCGCUGCCCUGGGUGUGGGAAAGGUUUCAGCCACGGCACAGACCUUAUUCGACACUGCAGGAAGGUGCCAGUGACGUUUGCGGAUGUAGCGGUGCAUUUCACAGCGGCAGAGUGGGCCCUUCUGGGUGAGAGGCAGCGGGAGCUCUACCGAGACACGAUGAUGGAGAACUAUGGAAACGUGGCCUCUCUGGGGAUUCCCGUUCACAAGCCUGACAUCAUCUCCUGCCUGGAGAGGGGGGAGGAGCCCUUUGUCCCGGCUGCCCAGGGCCUUGAGGAACCAGGGAUCCUGAGAGGCAUCUACACAGGUGACAACUCAUACCCAGAUGGCCUCUUUAUCCCAGAUAAUGACAGGAUUGUGUCUCUGAUUCGAGAGUCCUCACCUGGGAAUCCUGACUGGAGAGCAAGCGAAGCAGUGGGCACGUUUUGGAGCUGCACAGAGACAAAUCCGCUCUGUGCACUGACUGGGGGGGGCGUCACAGCUGGUGUUGCAUCAGAGACACCCCGCCGGAUAGAAACCAGCAGGGCUCCGUCCCCUGGGCCCAGGGGGCCCUGUCCCACAAGACACAUUCUGCAUCACACGCCAUUCGGGGCAUGUGGGGUCAGCCGUGAGUUGUGGUCUCAGGGGAAGGGAGCACAUUCCUGGGGUGAUUAAUUGCUUGGGAAUCACAUAAUGGGGGGGGUAUUGGGGUAGAAACCAGAGGGGAAGGAUUCCUGGCUGUAUCACUGGCCUGCUGGGUGACCUUGGGCAAGUCACUGCCCUGCUCUCUGCCUCAGUUUCCCUAUCAGUAAAAUGGGGAUAAUGUUACUGACCUUUGUCAAACACUUUGGCGUCUAGUGAAAAAAAAACCCACUAGACAAGAGCUGAGUUUUAUUAUUUUAUUUAUUUUAUUUUAUUAUUAAGGAGUAUCUUGGGCUUAUUGAUCAUUGCUUAGGUGCCAGUGAUCAUGACUUGAUUACAUUUGUCAUGUGCAAACAGAAUAAUGUCCAAACCAGUAUAAUUAUAUCUACACUUGUACUUUAAAAGGGCAAGUUUCACAAAGCUGAAAAAAGUGACUAGUCAAAUGAGCUGGGAGAAAGCAUUUAAUCAGAAAAUUGUGAAUGCUGUUUUGGAGUUGUAUAAGAACAUUGUACUAGAUGCCCAAAAAAGCCCAGAUUCCCCAAGCAAGAAAUAAAGGCUAUUCAGGUGGAAAAAAACCAACAACCUGGCUUAGAGAUGUGAAAGCAGCUAUAAAAAAAUACAAUAUGUAACAUCUGGGGGAAAAUAUAAAUUAGAUGCUAGGAAUUGUAGAAAAUUGCUAAGGGAAGCAAAAGGACACAAGGAGAUUAUCUACGGCCAGCCGAGUUAAGGACAAAAACUCAUUUUAAGAAUACUUAGAACAAAAGGAAACCUAAUGAUAGUAUUUGUCCAUUACUGAGGCAGGAUACUUGGCUAGCAGGACCAUUGCUCUGACCUAGUAUGGCCGGCCUAAUCAUAGAAUAUCAGGGUUAGAAGGGACCUCAGGAGGUCAUCUAGUCCAACCCCCUUCUCAAAGCAGGAUCAAUCCCAACUAAAUCAUCCCAGCCAGGGCUUUGUCAAGCCUGACCUUAAAAACUUCUAUGGAAGGAGAUUCCACCACCUCCCAGUCUACACCCCCUAUCUGGCCUCCUGCAUAUUCCCACCCCCCCUUACUCCAGGGGUGACUUGGGGAAGAACAGGUGUUACCUAGCAGCUCUGUUCUUGGGGAACCAGGGCACAGUACCCAGCCUGUCUGACUCAUGAAAGACACCCCUCCUGCCUCAUAGAAUAU
Messenger RNA from Dermochelys coriacea (leatherback sea turtle), 3331 nucleotides. RefSeq names its product zinc finger protein 696-like. The transcript has 5 exons. The record is from RefSeq and is a predicted model, not a curated record. Gene Ontology annotation, biological process: regulation of DNA-templated transcription. Lineage: Eukaryota; Metazoa; Chordata; Testudines; Dermochelyidae. The coding region runs from base 643 to 2196 and encodes 517 amino acids.